Molecule: messenger RNA, 1291 nt
Organism: Chiroxiphia lanceolata (lance-tailed manakin)
Lineage: Eukaryota; Metazoa; Chordata; Aves; Passeriformes; Pipridae
Gene: NPSR1
Product: neuropeptide S receptor 1
Biological process (GO): positive regulation of release of sequestered calcium ion into cytosol; neuropeptide signaling pathway
Cellular component (GO): cytoplasm; membrane
Molecular function (GO): neuropeptide receptor activity; vasopressin receptor activity
Source: RefSeq, a predicted model, not a curated record
UUUUACGGGAGAAGCCCGGCUGCAUUAACUCUUACUACAACAAGCACCUAGACAACUCGCACAAAAUCCAGUGAUGGAGGUCAGCUCCACAGAAGCCAGCAGCAGUUCCCAGGGAGGCACCGGCUUGGAUCUUACCCUUGUCACCUGUACUGAAACGGUGACUUUCACUGAAGCGGUGAGAGAAGAGGAGUGGGGAUCCUUUUACUAUUCCUUUAAGACAGAGCAGCUGCUGACUCUUUGGAUUCUCUUUAUUGUCACAAUUGCUGGAAAUGCCACCGUGCUCUUCUCUACCUGGAGGAGGAAGCGGAAAUCUCGAAUGACCUACUUUGUUACACAGCUGGCAAUCACAGAUUCAUUCACGGGACUCAUAAACAUAAUGACUGACAUAAUUUGGCGCUACACUGGAGAUUUUAUGGCUCCUGAUAUCGUUUGCAGAAUCGUUCGCUACUUCCAGGUGGUCCUUCUCUAUGCCUCGACUUACGUCCUUGUGUCACUAAGCAUAGACCGGUAUCAUGCCAUAGUUUACCCAAUGAAGUUCUUGCAAGGAGAAAGACAGGCGAAAGUGCUUAUUGGAGUGGCCUGGAGCCUCUCUUUCCUGUUUUCCAUACCAACUCUGAUUAUUUUUGGGAAACGGCAGCUCUCCAACGGAGAAGUGCAGUGCUGGGCUCUCUGGCCUGAUGACUCCUACUGGAUACCCUACAUGACAGUGGUGGCUUUCCUGGUGUAUUUCAUUCCUCUGAUCAUUAUCAGUGUCAUAUAUUCAAUCGUGAUUCGAACCAUCUGGAUGAAGAGCAAAGCUCAGGCUGUCGUCCUAUCCAGCUGUCCUGGUGGCACAACCUCUGCUGGCUGCACCAGUCGUGGGUUCAUAUCAAGGGCAAAAGUGAAAGCGAUCAAGUACAGCAUUGUAAUUAUCCUUGGGAAAGAAGAACUCAAAGGCUGGGAGGGACUUUCCGGGAAAGGAGCAAUGGAGGGCAGGAGUUGCAGGUCCUAUCCAAACCAGAAUACAUCUAGCACAGACGAUGCUCCGCAAAGCCAUGCUGGAACCUGUACUGAAGAAAACAGAGGUCCCUCACGCCCUGUCAUUGUGAAGCAGAUGGACGCUGACUGGCAAGAGCCUGCAACUUGCGCUCUCGUGCACCUUACAGCACAUAUAUUUCGGAUCGGCACUGCAGCUUCAGCAAUCUCACACUGCCAGUGCCAAACUCAGCGCGAGGUUUUUGUCUGCCUCUGUUUUGAGGCUUCAUCUUGGCCCUCUGUUUAAAGCAAGCUGUAAUCUAUGCAUGCUCCAAAC